Ornithodoros turicata is the source of this 2867-nucleotide messenger RNA. Its product is annotated as glutamate receptor ionotropic, kainate 2-like. Gene Ontology annotation, biological process: monoatomic ion transport; modulation of chemical synaptic transmission; synaptic transmission, glutamatergic. Gene Ontology annotation, molecular function: glutamate receptor activity; transmitter-gated monoatomic ion channel activity involved in regulation of postsynaptic membrane potential. Gene Ontology annotation, cellular component: postsynaptic density membrane; plasma membrane. Lineage: Eukaryota; Metazoa; Arthropoda; Arachnida; Ixodida; Argasidae. The record is from RefSeq and is a predicted model, not a curated record. Bases 62 to 2413 code for a protein of 783 amino acids. The transcript has 16 exons.
UCUGGGAUGCAUUGCUCGAAUACGGCGAUUCUGAGCUACAGCCCGACAUUGGAACUUCCAGAUGUGUCGCGUUCUGGGAGAGGGCGUUGCCGUCGUAUUCGGACCUCGCCACGUGACUACGGCUUCCCUGGUGCACUCAGCCGUCGAGCGCCACCAGAUACCACACGUUUACAUCAACAGGGACAAUAGUGUUCCCGGUCCGGAUGCCACGUCCUUAACCUUUGCUCCACCGCAAGCAGAACUGGGGCUCGCCGUUAGGGACCUCAUCGCCUCCCAGCGGUGGUCUAGGUUUACGCUCGUUUACGAGCGCUCAGAGGCCUUAAUACACUUGAAAGAAGUUUUUCAUCUUCGAAGACCUGGGGAUCGUGAGCAGGUGGUCGUUUGCCUUCGCCCACUGCCACCUGGCGACGACUACCGGCCAGUUCUUCGGGACAUUGCUCAACACGGGGAGAAUAACAUUGUCCUUGACGUUUCUGCGUCCAGGCUUGCCGACCUACUGAAAUAUGCUCAGCUCCUAGGAAUUGUCACAGAAUAUCAUAAUUAUAUUAUUACUUCGCUGGAUCUUCACACUGUGGAUUUAACCGAGUUCCAAAGUAUCGGCGUCAACUUGACGGGAUUUCAGCUGCUGAAUCGCGAUCUUUGGGAAGACGACGGGAGAAGCACCCUGCAUCUGAAUAAAGCAGGUCCUCCUGUGCCAGUUUUCCCACGUAGUCGAGGACCAAAGAAGCUACCAAAGGUACAUGCUGCGCUGACCCAGGACGCUCUGCAGGCGUUGGUAUUAGGCCUAGAGAGUGUUUCCCAUCUACGCCUUGGUGCUCGAUUGCCGUCCGCAACGUGUGGAGCUGCAAGCAGUAGGCCCUGGCCGUACGCUUUGCCCCUCAUCAACGCCAUAAAAAAGCUUAACAUGGUAGGCCUUACGGGCCCAAUCCAACUCGACGGUCAUGGACGGAGAGCGAACGUAACGCUGCACGUCGUCCAACUCAAACGUACUGGGCUCGUGUCGAUUGGAACGUGGACAUUAAAGGCUGGGCUGAACAUCACCUUCACCUACUCCAUGGUCUACAGGGAAGUCCUGGAGACAUUAAGAAAUAGGACACUCAGGAUAACCACCCUCAUUAACUCUCCAUACGUGAUGCUGAAGCGCUCUUCGAACAAGCUCAACAGCAACGACCGCUUCGAAGGCUACUGUAUAGAUCUCAUUCGAGAAAUCUCGAAUGUCCUGCGCUUCAAUUAUGAGUUACGCAUGGUACGCGACGGAGCAUAUGGGUCCCGAAACGCCAAGGGCGAGUGGAACGGCAUGGUACGAGAGCUUAUAGACAAGGAAGCGGACCUCGCUAUUGGAGACCUGACAAUCACUUAUCUUCGCGAAGAAGUCGUAGACUUUACGAUGCCUGUCAUGACGCUGGGCAUCAGCAUCCUCUUCCAAAAACCAAAGGCAGAGCAGACACUCUUUUUCUUCUUGACUCCACUCUCAGUGGACGUGUGGGCGUCCAUGGCGGUCGCGUACCUGGCGAUCAGUGUCUUGCUCUUCGUGGUUGCUCGCUUCAGCCCGUACGAGUGGAGACCCAGCGCUCCUUGCCACUUGCUGACGUCGUCGGAAAAUGUCUCAGGUCUGCGGAAUCACUUUACUCUUCUUAACAGCUUCUGGUUCACCAUGAGCGCCAUCAUGCAGCAGGGAUGCGACACGUCGCCGAGGUCGACAUCGGCGCGGAUCAUCGCUGCCGUUUGGUGGUUCUUCUCUUUCGUGAUCAUCUCUUCGUACACGGCAAACCUGGCAUCUUUUCUCACGCGUGAGCGAAUGCGGUCACCAAUCCAGAGCGCGGAAGAUCUCUCCAAGCAAACGGAAAUUCUUUACGGAUGCGUCACGUCGGGUUCUACUGAGGCGUUUUUUAGAGAAUCGAAGUUCGAAACAUACGAGAAGUUAUGGCAGGCGAUGUCCAACGCCGACCCGACAGUGUUAACGGAGUCCAACGCGGAAGGUAUCAAGCGAGUGCGAGACGGGAACUACGCAUUCUUUAUGGAAUCUACCACCGUUGAAUAUGUCGUGGAGCGGGACUGCACUCUCACACAGAUCGGUGGUUUGCUCGACUCAAAGAGUUACGGAAUUGCCAUGCCGUCAGGUUCUCCCUACCGGACUCACAUCUCGUCGGCAAUCUUACAGCUCCAGGAGCAGGGUACCCUGCAGAUCUUGAAAGAUCGGUGGUGGAAGGUAGACAGCAACAAACGUUGUGCCGAUGACGUCGCUCAGGCUAAGUCUGGCGUCACCAGUGAGCUUGGACUGGCAAAAGUAGGGGGAGUUUUCGUCAUACUACUUGCGGGCCUUGGGCUCGCUUGCAUCAUCGUUUUCGGGGAGUUCAUCUGCAAAACCCGUUCCGGCGAAUACCGUUCAAAGCUCGAAGAUCAGGUCACGUGACACUGUAGGGGCAUUCAAGGUCGCACAGAACCACGUGCGGGCAACGAAAUGCAGCCUUGGACUCCUAACACCAAGAUCGUCGGCAGCCGCAUCUUCAUAUGAUAAUAAGAAAGCUCAGCAAAGAAGUCUGGUACCGUGAUAAUCGUCCCUGAACGAAGAGCCGUGGAAUUGUAUUAAAUAUCAAUACCUAACAAGGAAUGCAUCACCAACGGCGGCUAGGAUUGACCAGUCCCAUCAACAACUACGCUUCAGAAAAAUCAGUGAGACGAACAUUGUAUAGCAAACUCUACUGGAGUACACAACGCAAAGACACCACGUUGGCUUCGUUGCUCGCGUACUGUGUAUGUGUAAAUAUUCAGAUGCUGUUAUAUUUUCACAUUUGGAAUACAACGAAAGCUCCCUCAUAACAAAGACGUCCUCCAUCUUUGACAUGGCAAAGAUGGAAAUAAAUGAC